AUGGGUGGUUGGCAAUUUGGCAACAGUGGAACAGUUUCACCGAUUUCAAUUGUGAUGAAGAGCGGCAAUAGAAAAGGACAGUUUCCUCUAAUAAAUCUUACUAUAAGAUGGUUGAAAAAGACUCAGUUUUGGAACGAUUCACCUGGAAAAUCAUUUCCGACUGUGGGUUUGAUCAUUGUUGUAAGCUAUCCAGUUAUUUGGAUUGUUCCGAGCUGGCUGUUUACAAUGACUGCACAACCUAGUCUCACUAGUUUGAUAAAGGCAGCCAAUGAACAGAUUGUGUUUUGCUCUAUAUUCUUCAAGUUUUGUGUUUUUGCGUUGAAUUUUCGUCGUUGGGAGACAUUGUUUUACGAUCUACAACGUGCCUACAGCUUGGUGAUGGACGAUAUGGAUCUGGAUGUUCAACGAAUUUUAGGACAUGUGGAAAAGUCGGCAUACCAUCUGACCAAGUGGUACGGUUUCGGGAUUACUUUUAGCUGUUGUGUGUACGGAACGUUACCAAUGUUGUUCGUAGCGAUAAAAUACGCGGCUACAGGAUCGUAUAAUGUACCACUUUCGACCCCGAUCGAGGCAAAUUAUUUUAUCCCUGGAUACCGUACGAACUUCUGGAUCUGGUUUCCGCUUGACGUUGUGCUCAGUGCAACGUUAGUGCUAAAUGGGGCAACAUUAUUUUCAAUCGAAUGCUUCACAUGGAACCUUGUCCACGCAACAUCAUGCUUGUUUAGAGUUCUACAAAUUCAAGCAAACCAGCUUUCGAAUGGAAAAAUCGUGUGUGAAGAUGAGUGGGCUGACAAAUUUUCGCGCUUUGUAAAUCUUCAUGAGCUGGUGCUACGCUCAGCUCAAACACUAGAGGAUAUCCUGGGAAUCCAGAUGCUAUUUAUAUAUUUAACGACCGUUUUCGAACUGUGUCUAAUAAUGACUGUGCUGUCUUUGGCUUUUAAGGACUUGUAUCUGUUAACAACGAUGCUCUGCGUUAUCGGCCACUGUCUUUUUCAAAGCUUUUCCUUCUCUUAUCUGGGUACCGAGCUCAUAGAAGAAAGUGAAACCGUGGCACAGGCCAUUUUUCACAGCACAUGGUAUGACCAGAGUGUGAAAAGACAGAAAGACCUUUGCUUCGAGCUUAUGCGUGCCAAGAAACCGGUUAGUCUAACUGCGGGGAAAUUUUUCAUCGUGCAACGUGAAUCUUUCACGCAGGUGAUUAAACAGGCGUACACCAUUUUUACACUGAUGUCCCAGUUUCUGGAUAAUAAUGUCAAUUAA
Messenger RNA from Anopheles marshallii, 1260 nucleotides. RefSeq names its product putative odorant receptor 71a. Gene Ontology annotation, biological process: sensory perception of smell; detection of chemical stimulus involved in sensory perception of smell. Gene Ontology annotation, molecular function: odorant binding; olfactory receptor activity. Gene Ontology annotation, cellular component: plasma membrane. The transcript has 6 exons. The record is from RefSeq and is a predicted model, not a curated record. The coding region runs from base 1 to 1260 and encodes 419 amino acids. Lineage: Eukaryota; Metazoa; Arthropoda; Insecta; Diptera; Culicidae.